AUGUCGAGAGAGUGGGGGGCGAAAGGUGGGGGUGGAAUACUGCAUACCAUCUUCUUUCACCGAUACUUUCCUUCCAUAAGGCCAUCCAGCAUCGAAGUCCUUGAUCUCACCCUCCCUCUCGUUGCCGACCCUGAGCUCGAAACCUUGAUAGAUACACGCGUUGGACAACUCAUACGCCAAUUGUCCUCUACUUCCUCCCCGAAGAGCAGCGUGCGGGGCUCUCUAGUUGUACAAUUCUUUGAGAAGAAGAGGAGGAAAGGCGGGGGCCUGGGUUGGUUCACGGGUGGAGCCAAGGGUGAUGAAGAGGUUUGCUGGGAGUCUUGGUGCUUGGAGGUGACUCUGGCUACGCCAAAGACAGAGAUGGAACGGACCAAGGUGAUGAAGGCCAUCGGAUCAACGUUGCAGAAAACAGCCAUGAAGAUUAUCACGCUUGUCAAUCGAGAUAAGGAUCACAUACCACCAAUAACCACUAGCGAGACGAAUCCGUUUCCCUUCCACAUAGAGUUGAAUCCACGUGUAGAGGGUUGGGGAAAAGGCAUUGGAAUGUUUUGA
This is a messenger RNA of Letharia columbiana, 552 nucleotides long. RefSeq lists its product as uncharacterized. The coding region runs from base 1 to 552 and encodes 183 amino acids. The transcript is spliced from 3 exons. Gene Ontology annotation, biological process: autophagosome assembly; autophagy. The record is from RefSeq and is a predicted model, not a curated record. Gene Ontology annotation, cellular component: phagophore assembly site. Lineage: Eukaryota; Fungi; Ascomycota; Lecanoromycetes; Lecanorales; Parmeliaceae.